Microtus oregoni (creeping vole) is the source of this 4607-nucleotide messenger RNA. RefSeq names its product zinc finger CCCH-type, RNA binding motif and serine/arginine rich 2 (gene Zrsr2). Gene Ontology annotation, biological process: mRNA splicing, via spliceosome. The transcript has 11 exons. Gene Ontology annotation, cellular component: spliceosomal complex; U2AF complex. The record is from RefSeq and is a predicted model, not a curated record. Gene Ontology annotation, molecular function: metal ion binding; pre-mRNA 3'-splice site binding. NCBI's taxonomy places the organism in Eukaryota, Metazoa, Chordata, Mammalia, Rodentia, Cricetidae. The coding region runs from base 150 to 1601 and encodes 483 amino acids.
CCUCAGACAGCGUUUCCUGCCUGCCUAGCUGCGGGAGGAAACCUCCCUCCUUCUGUCUUGAGUCCAUCCGGUUGGCCGCACUGUGUGAGCGAGUGUCGUCAUCUGUGAUUCUACUUCCACUCCGCUGUGGGAGGGGAGAAGGCGGUAACAUGGCGACAUUGGAGCCGACUGAGCUUCCAGUGAAAAUGAGCCAUAAGAAGUCCAGGGCUGCUCGGCAGAAGGAGAAACGGAAGAAAUGGCGACAGGAGCUCGCCCGAUUGAGAGAUGCAGAAUUGGCACAGAAUGAGGAGGAAGAAGAUCCUAUUGCUGAAGAAAAACGAUUGGAAGAAGAAAGGCUGAUGGAGGAAGAGAGGCAAAGAUUGCAUGAAGAAUGGUUACGGAGGGAAGAGAAGGCACAAGAGGAAUUCCGUGCAAAGAAGAAAAAAGAAGAAGCAGCUCGAAAACGGAAGGAAGAACAAGAGAGAAAGUUAAAAGCAGAAUGGGAAGAGCAGCAGAGAAAAGAACGAGAGGAAGAGGAGCAGAGACAGCAGGAGAAGAGAGAAAGAGAGGAAGCUGUGCAGAAGAUGCUGGAUCAGGCUGAAAAUGAGUUGGAAAAUGGUGGCACCUGGCAGAACCCAGAACCGCCCACGGAUGUGAGAGUAUUGGAGAAAGAUCGAGCCAAUUGUCCAUUCUACACAAAAACGGGAGCUUGCAGAUUUGGCGAUAGGUGUUCACGUAAACACAACUUCCCCACGUCAAGUCCCACCUUGCUUAUUAAGAGCAUGUUUACAACGUUUGGAAUGGAACAGUGCAGGAGGGAUGACUAUGACCCCGAUUCAAGCCUGGAGUACAGUGAGGAAGAGACCUACCAGCAGUUCCUAGACUUCUACCACGAUGUCCUGCCGGAGUUCAAGAACGUGGGAAAAGUGGUUCAAUUUAAGGUCAGCUGCAACUUGGAACCCCAUCUGCGCGGCAAUGUGUAUGUUCAGUACCAGUCGGAAGAAGACUGUCAAGCAGCUUUUUCUCUUUUUAAUGGACGAUGGUAUGCAGGACGACAGCUUCAGUGCGAAUUCUGCCCAGUGACCCGGUGGAAAAUGGCAAUUUGUGGCUUAUAUGAAGUACAGCAGUGUCCAAGAGGAAAACACUGCAACUUUCUUCACGUGUUCAGAAACCCCAACAAUGAAUUUAGGGAAGCAAAUAGAGACAUCUACCUGUCUUCAUAUUGGACAAGCUCCUCCUUUGGUAAGAAUUUGGAGAGGAGGGAAAGGACCAGUCACUAUGAUUACUACAGAAGGUCAAGAAGACGAAGGAGCCUGAGUCCAGACCUCUCCCACAAGAGAAACGGUGAAUCUGACAGGAAGAGCAGUAGUAUUCACAGGGGUAAGAAGUCUCACAGACAUGUGACAAAAAGUCGUGAGAGGCGCCCUUCACUGAGCAGAGGAAGAAGGAGGAGGGAUCACAGUCCAGGCCCCUGGAGACAGAGCCGCAGGAGCCGCAGGAGCAGGAGCCGGAGUCGAAGUAGGAGCCGAAGUUGGAGCUGGAGCUCAUCGAGGUCCAGGAGUCAUGGCAGGAGGAAGUCAGGUAGUAGAGACAAAACCACCCAGAGUCCCAAAUCUAAAUAAACUUGGUUUUUUUAAAAUAUCAAUCUGUCUUUCUAUGGCAGCUAAUUCACCUGUGUAGUUUGACAAGGCUAGCUAAAUACUAUGAUGUAAAUCAUACUUUUUGAUAAAUUGUAUCUAUAAAACAUGAAAUUACUUGUAAUCCUAACUUUGAGAGCAUCAGUUAACAUUAGAGUAAUACUUUAGUAUUUUUUCGUUUUCUGUAUUUUUUUCUCUGUGUAAAUUAUCACAAGUAUGGAGGUCAGAGGACAAUUUUCAGGGGUCAGUUACACAGUGAGAUCCAGGGAUUGAACUGAGGUCAUGAGGCUUUCUCACCAAAUAUCUUUACCCUUUGAGCCAUCUUGCUAGCCCACCUUGUUAUUCUUAAGUGUCCAUACCCUUUACUUUUGGUUUAUGCAAAUGGGCAUUUUGCUAACAUGUAUUCGUGUGCACUACUUGUGUGCCUAGUGCCCACGGAGGCCAGCAGAUGGCGUCAGAUCCCUUGGACUGGAGUUAUAGAUGUUGUGAGCUGCCAUUUGGGUGCUGGGAAUCGAACUCAGGUCCUCUGGAAGAGUAUCAUUGAACCAUCUCUCCAGCCCAACACAUUAUAUUUUAAUUCAAAGAUCACAUAUGGCUUUAAUGUUUUUCACUUAAUUGUCUCAUUUCAUCAAUCCUGAUUCUGUAGUCCCAUAAUUCGUAUUUUUACUUACCACAUAGAGAAUAAUACAUCUACAUUUAUUUGAUAAUAUCCCUAUUGUUGGAUUUUUAAAGAUGACCCUCUUAGAUUUGUUUGUUCUUCACCUGGGGGCUGUUGUGGUGUAUAUCCUUUUUGAAUAGUGUGUUGUGAAAGUUCUUUAUAUACAGGCAUUUUGUCAUUUCCCAGAAAAUUAGAGUCACUACUGACUCCAUGCACUUUAAAACAGUCCUGGUAUAAUAAUCACAGAAGAGUGAUCAGCGGAGAAGUGAAUGUAGGAUCAUGUAUAUUAUCCCUAGCGUUCCCAAGAUGCUCUCCUCUCAGUCUUUCACUGUCGCUCUGGACCUUGAGAUUCAGUCACGUGAUAUUUAGCAAUCUGACAUUUGAGAAUUCAUUAAAGAUGCAUACAGGUUGCGUGCAGUGGCUUAUGCCAGGAAUCCUUGCAAUUGGGAGCCCAAGUGGCGAGGGCUAGAGCGCGAGACUCAGCCUCAUUUCAGGAAAGAAAAAAAGCACAAAAUGUUAAAAAAUGUUUAAGAAAAUGCAACUUGUUUUGAUUCUAAAUGCUUGCUUCACACUAAAAAUUAUGGACUAGGUUCACUAGGUUCAUUAAUGCUGAAUAAUUUUAAGUAAAUUCGGUAUUUUUAAAAUACUGUUCAAGCUUCAGCCAAGAUUAUGUAAAGAUUGUUUUGUAUGUGUGAUGUUGAGGCUUCCAACAUGGUAGGCAAGGGCUCUACCACUGAAGUACAUCCCCGGUCGUAAAGCUAAAUAUUCUUAGAUCAUGAUGGAAAGUGAAGACAACUGAACAGGUGAUUACCUUCCCCUCAAAUGUUAAUUGGCCAGUACAGACUGCAGGGGAAGUUGAGAAAACCUGUGACUAGAUCAUUACCCCGACAGUGACUUUGAGCUUACAUUUACUCUAAUGAUCGGGUGCCUAUGUGUCUGUGCUAAACCACUUACCACUCAACUCCACAUUACUGACAGAAGCCCACGGGCUUUUCAGUGAACAGCUUCACUCACAAAAGCCCUUUAAAUCUACAGAUGACUGUUCAACUUCAUUUGCUGAGAAUCCUUUCCUCAUUCUUAAAUACCUCAGGCUUAGAAUGUACCGGUUUCUAUUCGUAGUAGCAGAAGGCCCCAUAACCAUUAUCACUGUUGUAACUGGAAGUUUUGACUUGUUGCUUACAUUAGGCAGCACAGUCAGCAAAUUAGUCUGUUGCAUGUGCUAGCACUUCCUCAUGUAGGAGGUGAGGAUUCAUCAUUUGGAUAUUAUUUGAUUAUCCGGAGUAAUCUGAGUUGCUAAAUCAGAAAGCGUAUAGAAGGCAAUUGCAUCAAGGUUUUAAAAGUGGCAUUUAUUAAUUGAAAAUAAAUGUGUUGUAAGUUCUUGAUAGCAUAGAAUUCAUGUGAUUUUUUUUAAUGAGCUGGAUGUACAUGGAAAUUCCUUGACUCUUUUGCCGUUUUUGUGUGUGUGUGCAAGUACUAUCACAUUCCAGUGCAGGGAAUGGGGUGUCAGAUGAGAGGGAUUGUCAGCACUGUAUCGAAAAAGCAGAACCCUUCUUUCAACAGCUCUCCCUAGUUUGACAAAACUUUUGGAAAGAGAUAAGAGAACCACCACAGUGUUUGUAGAACAUUUAUUACUAUUAAUCGGUGAUGUGAUAAGACAGUGUUCAAGUGGCUUGAAAGUUGUUCACAAUCACAGCAAAGCUUACUCCAGCCUAGCAUAUACAGGGCAAAGUAGAAAUCAGGGGGAGGUAUUCAGGUAUGUGUCAGUAUUUAUAAAAGUGAUGCCGAGCAUUUAUAUAGCUUGAAAAAAUAGAGGGCCAACUUAUGCCAUUUACUUGACUCAGCUCUCACUUUGCUCUAUGAAAGGUAUCUGAAAUUUCCGUAAGACUUCCAAUGAGUAGGCAGUGAUAGGGAAGGAGAGGGAGCUGCUGUCGAGCUUGUAGCACUUAUAAUUGGAAGGAAGCAAUGGGGAAGCAAAAAAAAAAGGCUUUAACAAGCACUCCAGAAGGAACAUUCAUGCUUUAGAUUAUGACUUUAUGUAACACUUUGUGAAGUGAGAAACAUACCUGGUAAUUUACCAUCCUACUUAGUUUGGGGCAUUGAAAAUAAUUUAGUAGCUACAUGAUUAUGACCACUAAAACUUCACCUCAGGAGUCGAAUGUUCCUUGGCCUUAAAAAUUAUGUGCUCAAGAUCAGGAAAGUCUUUGUUCCCUGUCCCACUUAUUCAGAAUACUUAAUUUUAUUGUAAAAUAGCAUCAUUCUAAGUUAGUCCUCUAAAGCAUCGAUUCCCUUUGCUUGAAUGUAUGUUGUAUCCAAAUAAGGUUCUUUGGUACAAA